Messenger RNA from Dicentrarchus labrax (European seabass), 2494 nucleotides. Its product is annotated as protein FAM167A-like. The transcript has 2 exons. The coding region runs from base 271 to 756 and encodes 161 amino acids. Lineage: Eukaryota; Metazoa; Chordata; Actinopteri; Moronidae. The record is from RefSeq and is a predicted model, not a curated record.
AUGCCGGUUCACCAGGGAGCUGGGGUGUAAUGUUUGAAAGACAGACAGCAAGAAUAGAAAGUAGAAAAAAGAAGGGGGGGGGCAGGAGUGUGGACGAAAGAGAGAGUGAGUCCCUCAUAAGUCGUCAGAACUGCGAGGGAUCUUCUCAUAACAGAAGAGACAGAGAUCAGACGAGGCUGUAUCUGCACUACAGCUGAGAGCAACUCAAGACACAGCAGAGGGUCUAGAAGGAACCCCAGUUAGACAAAGUGAGGAUAUCACUGACUUAACAUGAUGGAAGUGGUCCUAACCAGACUGCGGGACUUCUCCUGCAAGACCUCCACCUUUGAUGACUGUAAACCAGCAGGACAGAGCGUGUGCAGGGAUCCUCGGAGCAGGAGUGACUGCCUCAGCGGAGAGUGCACAGCUGGAGAGGAAGGCAGAAAACUAGACAUAGAGAGUGCACUGGCCUGGCUGCGAAGGGAACUGAUGGAAAUGAGAUCCCAGGACCAAGCUUUGAUCCGGCAGCUCAUGGAGCUUCACUCCGGCAUCCAGGAGCUGAAGCAGGAGUUGUCUGAGGAGGAGCAAGAGGAAGAGACAGACGAGGAGGAAGAGGAGGGCAGCUACUGGGACUCUGACAGUGAACAAGGAAGCGGCAGCGCCUACUCUAGCUCAGGGGAGGUGGGCUCUUCCAUUUCCUUCCUGAAGAUGCCACCACAUAUUUAUGCACGGGUUUUAUCGAAGAGGGCGUUCAGCAGGAGAAGCUCUGUGCCUUGAAAAUUCAAAAACUAUUAGAAAAACUUUUGUAGUCUCUCCUCAACUUCCUCAAAUCCUCAAAGGCAGUCAACAAAGACAGGGUGGAGCAAAAUAAAUAUACCUACAUUUGCAAUUUCCCACCGUAAUUUCACUUCCCUGUCUGUAGUAUUUUCCAGAAAGAAGCCAGACAAGAGUAUAAGUGGAGUUGAGGGAAGAAAAAAAGAAAGCAUGUGGUUGUCAUGGCUUAUAUGUUGACACUAAAGUCAUUUUAAUUUAAAGGACCAGUGUGUAGGAUUAAGUGUCAUCUAUCAGAUUGCAACCAACCUCUCCUCUUCCCCUUCUAAGUGUAUAGGACAAACUACAUUGGCGGCAAAAAAAUGUAAAAGGCCCUAUCUAGAGCCAGUGUUUGGUUUGUUUGUUCUGGGCUACUGUAGAAACGUGGUGGUUCAACAUGGCCGCGUCCGUAGAAGAGGACCCACUCCCUUUGUAGAUAAAAACAUCUCAUUCUAAGGUAAUGAAAACGAUUCUUAUUUUCAGGUGAUUAUACACAAAUGAAAAUAUACCUAUGAAUAUUAUAUUCCAUUCCUGCCAAUAUAUCUUCCUAAAUGUUACACACUGGACCUUUAAAUCCUCUCAUAAGAUACUAUAUGUCAGUCUGAUGACUUCUUUAGCAUCCAGUUCAUCCUUUGUUCAUUUUAUUUUUGUAACAAAAACCUGACUGUAAAUAUAAUAAUGACUGAAAUGACAGCGCUAUGAAUCUAACGGAACUGUAAGACAGUUUUGGAAAUACAUUUAUUGGCUUUCUAUCCGAGAGUUUAAAGUAGCUAUCAUAAUGACUAAACAGAGCAGCUUGGUUUCAGUUUUCUAACAGAUAAAACAAACUUAUUAAUCAGUUUAUUAAUAAGCUUUAGAAAUGCUGUUCUGUUGCCUUUGGACUGAGACAGGCUAGGCCCCAUUUUUUUGUCUCGCUAAAGCUGCUUGCUAAUGCUAAGCUAAGCUAACUGACUGGUGGCUGUAGCUUCAUAUUUUACGGACAGAUACGACAGUGGUGUCAAUCUUCUCAUCUAACUUUCGGCAUGGAAGUGACGAAGCCUUUUCCAAAAUGUCACACUUUUCCUUUAACUUAGUGUAUAAAUUGUGUGACAGAGGAUAAUAUAAGUCCUGAAUUAAAUGUUGACCUAAAGGCAGUCAUUGUUGUCUUUGUGUAAUAUUGUUUGUGUCAGAAAGCAAGAGGAUUGUUUCUUCUCUGUGUAGACAAAUUGUAGGGUUAAUUUUUGAGUUGAUAUUUGUACAAAUGUUGAGGUUUGAAUGUCCUGAUCCUCACAAAGCUGUGUGUGUAUGUGCAGGAAGCUCACUGACCUUUUAUGACUGUAACUGCAUAAAGAAAUAAUUCAAUGCAGCAGCAAGGCAGGCUGGAGUUCAUUGCAUCUUUAUUGUGAACAUGCAUUGAUGAAGCAUUCUGGUGACAGUAGGACCUUGUUCCUGUCCUCGGUUGUGACUGUGACCAUUAAUUCUUAAAUAUCUCUUUGAGAAAGUAUUAUGAGGAUAUCUAUGUUAGUGCAGUGAACCAACAUAAAUCCACGUGUAAAAAGAUAACUGUGUUCAGACUGUCGGUGUAUUAAACCUAUCCGUGAACUGAAUAAGAUAGAGUUGUUUGAGAGGGAGUUAUUUAUUAACCAUAUGAACUUCUAGCAGUGUUUCAAACAGUUACUGUACUGCAGUUGUACAGUAUGCCAGCACAAUAAAGACAUGACAUUUC